AAACGUAUCAGAAUUUGCUCCUGGUGGUGAACAAUAUCACAAAGUGCUGGUGUUCUACGCGGUUUUACACGUUGAUAAGAACUGAUUCGUUGUAAUUUUAAUACAUAUCUACAGUCCAUUACUUAUUAAAGUAGCAUAGGUCGCCCCAGUUUUGAUAACAAAACAUUUUAGAAUGAGUAAACAUUUACAGACUGUUGCUGCAAUGGCUUGCAUGAAGAGCUUGUUGAUGAUCUUCAAUUUCGUCUUUUGGAUAUCUGGUAUCGCAAUUUUGGCAAUCGGAAUAUGGAUGGAGGUGGAGCUUUACAAGUACAUGGAGAUGAGUACCGAAUUUUCGGGUACUGCUCCGUACGUUCUGAUUGGUACAGGAUCGUUAAUAAUUCUGAUUGGUUCUUUGGCCUGCUGUUGUACCGUAAAGGGUCAACCUGUCCUCCUAUACGUAUAUGGUGCCUUUUUGGCGAUUGUCUUCGUCUUGGAACUGGGUGCUGGCAUAUCAAUUUUCGCAUAUCGCACAAAGCUUACUGAAGGCUUUGAUAAAGGUCUCACUCAGAGCAUGAUCGACUACCGGAACAACAGCAAAGAUCUUGCUAACGAUUUUGAUCUCAUACAACAAACGCUCCACUGUUGUGGAAAACACGGGUCCAUGGACUGGUUGAACUUAUCUCAAUCUACCCCAAUCCCGGAAUCCUGCUGCAUUAAGGAACACUGCAACACUGAAGACGCCGAGCAGAUUUACACCGAGGGCUGUUACACCAAAGUCGUGGAAUUCCUUAAUUCUAAUAUCGGAAUUGUUGCUGGUGCGGCGGUAGGAAUAGCAUUCUUUCCUCUAGUGGGGGUGGUGUUAUCUUGCUGCCUGGCGAGCGUUAUUAACAAAGCUAAGUACGAGCAGAUGGCUUAAGAGAGUAUAUUAUUCAACGAAGAAAGCUUUGUGACUUACUUAACUUCAGUGUUCUUUCUCUUUACAAAUCUCAUCUAAUGUUGCAUUUAAGCUUCGAUGCUCUGUACUUUACGUGUAACUAAGAAUCAAUUACAGCACUCCGUGUUUGUUAACUUAUAUUGUUAAACUAUCUAUUUUAUAUCUGUGUUAAAUAUUGGAAAGUAUUUGGAAUGUUCUCUCUAUGAGUCUGUUGAGAAUGAAGACUAUUAGUAGUGCUGAUAUUGUCGGUUCCAGCUAUAAGGCUCGUUAUUAACGUAAAUUAGUGUGUGAGGCUCAAAAUUCCGUCACGAAAACUGACUAAUCUCUUACUAAUUUUGGCAUUGCUAAAUUUACUUAAGAGAGAAACAUUAAGGAUGAAAUCGGUUUGACAAAAACGAAUUUUGAGUAACAAAUAACUGGAUAGUGAGGAUCGAAAAAACGAGAAGAAAUUUGGAGGCUUGGACUCUUCACAAUUAUUGUUGUCAAUUAAGUAAUUAUAUCGGCGUUUAAAUAGAAAAAAAAAAACACUUGACUUUAUACUAACUUGUACCACAGCUUUUGUAAUUUAAUUACUCGCCUCUAUUAAGUUAUCUUUCGAGUCAAUAUAAUUAUAUCGCUCCUUAAAUUAGAGACUAAGAGCUUAUGUCAUAAUUUCGAAUGUCAAUAACAGUGUAGGUGGAACAGACACUAUUUGUUGCACAUAUUAUAUUUAUUAUAUAUAAUUAUUAUACAUAUAACGUAAAUUAUACCUAUUUAAAGUGAAUGUCCAAGUAUUAUUAAUGUAUUUUUGAAACGUAUUAAAUAAAUUAUAAGAACGAUAAUAUUAUUA
Zophobas morio is the source of this 1742-nucleotide messenger RNA. RefSeq names its product tetraspanin-7-like. Lineage: Eukaryota; Metazoa; Arthropoda; Insecta; Coleoptera; Tenebrionidae. The transcript is spliced from 5 exons. The record is from RefSeq and is a predicted model, not a curated record. The coding region runs from base 173 to 895 and encodes 240 amino acids. Gene Ontology annotation, cellular component: plasma membrane.